Messenger RNA from Olea europaea var. sylvestris, 1465 nucleotides. RefSeq names its product novel plant SNARE 12-like. NCBI's taxonomy places the organism in Eukaryota, Viridiplantae, Streptophyta, Magnoliopsida, Lamiales, Oleaceae. The record is from RefSeq and is a predicted model, not a curated record. Gene Ontology annotation, biological process: vesicle fusion; retrograde vesicle-mediated transport, Golgi to endoplasmic reticulum. The transcript has 10 exons. Gene Ontology annotation, molecular function: SNARE binding; SNAP receptor activity. Gene Ontology annotation, cellular component: SNARE complex; late endosome membrane; endoplasmic reticulum membrane. The coding region runs from base 309 to 1115 and encodes 268 amino acids.
CAGCCUGUAAUUCCGCCCUGUCAUCACUACGAUUAUUCCUUGUCCUUAGCCAACGUUCCUUUCUCUCUCCACAAUAACGAUCACAACCCUAAAGCAUCUCAAUUUCUUCAAUUUUCAAAUUUCAAAUCCAUAGUUUCAAAACUUAACAAAAAUUGGUUGAGAUUGUUAAGAAAGAUUGUUCAUUUAUUUUGGCUGCUGGGCAAUUGUAACUGUGAUUUGCCGGUGAGGAAUUUCUUUUUCCUCGGCGGUAAAUGAAUUAGAAAUAAAACGAAAGGAAAGAGGAACGAGAUUAAGGUAAAGUGGCAAACAUGGAGUUACAGAUGAACCCUCAAAUGGAGCAGAUCCACGGUGAAAUUCGGGAUACUAUGCGUGCCCUUGCAAAUGGCUUUCAAAAGCUGGAUAAGAUUAAAGACUCCAGUAGACAAAAUAAGCAGCUGGAGGAGCUCACUGCGAAGAUGAGGGAGUGUAAAAGGCUGAUUAAAGAAUUUGAUCGUGAAAUUAAAGAUGACGAAAGCAGAAAUCCUCCAGAGGUUACCAAGGAACUGAAUGACGUGAAGCAAAACAUGAUCAAAGAGUUAAACUCUUAUGUGGCUUUGAGGAAAACGUACACGAGCACUCUCGGAAAUAAAAGGGUCGAACUCUUUGAUAUGGGAGCUGGUGCCAGCGAGCCUACAGCAGAUGAGAAUGUUCAAAUGGCAUCAGAAAUGUCAAAUCAGGAGCUUAUCAAUGCUGGAACAAAGACAAUGGACGAAACUGACCAGGCCAUUGAACGCUCCAAACAGGUUGUCCACCAAACAAUUGAAGUGGGAACUGAAACUGCUACUACCUUGAAGGGCCAAACUGAGCAAAUGGGCCGUAUUGUUAAUGAACUGGACACAAUCCAGUUCUCCAUAAAAAAGGCUUCACAGCUUGUUAAGGAGAUUGGCAGACAGGUGGCUACGGAUAAGUGCAUCAUGCUUUUUCUUUUUCUGAUUGUAUGUGGAGUAAUAGCCAUAACUGUCGUGAAGAUUGUGAACCCCAACAACAAAAAUAUACGAGAUAUUCCAGGACUGGCUCCUCCAGCACCUACCACAAGGAGAUUGUUGUAUGUGAAGCCAGGGCAGCAUUUUUAUUAACUUUCUCCUCUCGGAUAGCAGAGAGUUACUGUGCCAUUCAAUUUCAUUAUGAGGCUGCACUAAACAAGAUAUAGCAAUGCUGCUAUUUGUGACAUCUGUUCAGGUUUUAUGCUAAUCAAUUCUUGCUUGAGAUGUGCAUAUUUGUGUUUUCUUUAUGUAAAUCAUUUCGAGUUUGUUUUUACCUUCAGGUUUUAUUUUUUAUUUCGUUUUUUUCAUAUGAAUGCGAUUUUUUCCCCCUGUAAACCUGAGCGGUGCUAGAACACUAUUUUAGAUUGGACGAGAUCUUUGGAGCUGUGUAUGUAGCAAACUUAACGGGAUUUCAAUACAAUUUGUAGUUCUCGAUUGCAAUA